Molecule: messenger RNA, 372 nt
Organism: Aspergillus affinis
Lineage: Eukaryota; Fungi; Ascomycota; Eurotiomycetes; Eurotiales; Aspergillaceae
Exons: 3
Coding region: 1-372 (123 amino acids)
Source: RefSeq, a predicted model, not a curated record
AUGGAUCUGCUGGCAGGAUAUUGGCUAGUUGCCGGGCUAGGUGUUGUCCUAAUGGCCAUGGUCCCCGACUACUGCUUUCUUCCCACUGUCAAUUCCCUGGGGUCGGCAGGGACGUUCAUCGGCUACUGUUUUGCAUGGAACGUUGUGGGACCUUUGCUCUUCAAGGAUGAGUAUGCACCCCGAUAUCAGGAAAGCUUCACGGUGGUUGUCAUUAAAUCUAUGGCUGCUAUUGUACUCGCCAUCCUAUACCUCUGCCAGUGCGUAUACUCAAACAGGAAACGCGAUAAGGAGGGUGCCGAAGAGAGCUUCGACAAUGCCUACGACGAUUACUUCACUGACAGAACGAAUCACCAUUUCCGCUAUAUCCUGUAA